GCGCGGCCGCGAGCGUCCCGGCGCAACUCCGCGCAGACGCCGGCUUAGUAACCGCAGAGUCUCGCAGGGCAACGGUGGAGGAAGGAAGCGGAAUCGCCCGCCUACCCUCGCCGAGAUGCACAACGCUUCGUACUCGGAGCUGGGGCUCUUCAACACGUCGUGCCCCGACCCUGCGCUGGGAUGCCUCAACGAGUGGAGCCCGCCGCCGCCGCCGCCGCCGCCGCCGUUGGCCUUGGCCGUGCCAGUCGUCUACGCGGUGAUCUGCACCGUGGGGCUGGCGGGCAACUCUGCGGUGCUGUACGUGCUGCUGCGGGCGCCCCGCAAGAAGACUGUCACCAACCUGUUUAUCCUCAACCUGGCCAUCGCUGACGAGCUCUUCACGCUCGUGCUGCCCAUUAAUAUCGCCGAUUUCCUGCUGCGGCAGUGGCCCUUCGGGGAGAUCAUGUGCAAGCUCACUGUGGCCAUCGACCAGUACAAUACCUUCUCCAGCCUCUACUUCCUCACCGUCAUGAGCGCCGACCGUUACCUGGUGGUGCUGGCCACCGCAGAGUCGCGCCGGGUGACCCGCCGCACGUACGGCGCCGCACGCGCCGUGAGCCUGGCGGUGUGGGGUCUCGUGACGCUGGUUGUGCUGCCCUUCGUGGUCUUCGCCCGGCUGGACGACGAACAGGGCCGGCGCCAAUGCGUACUGGUCUUCCCGCAGCCCGAGGCUUUCUGGUGGCGGGCGAGCCGCCUCUACACGCUUGUGCUCGGCUUCGCCAUCCCGGUGUCCACCAUCUGUGUCCUCUAUAUAGCCCUGCUCUGCCGGCUACGCGCCAUACGCCUCGAUAGUCACGCCAAGGCUCUGGACCGCGCUAAGAAGCGGGUGACUUUCUUGGUGGUUGCAAUCCUGGCCGUGUGCCUCCUCUGCUGGACGCCUUACCACCUGAGCACCGUGGUGGCGCUCACCACCGACCUCCCGCAGACGCCGCUGGUCAUCGCUGUCUCCUACUUCAUCACCAGUCUGAGCUAUACCAACAGCUGCCUCAACCCCUUCCUAUACGCCUUCCUGGACGACAGCUUCCGCAGGAGCCUUCGCCAGAUGUUAGCGUGCCGCGCCGCCGCCUGACGUCCCCACGCGCCCCGCUCCCGCACCCCGGCAUCGCCAGCCCUGCGGCGGUCAGAGUUCUGUUCCUGACCCACAAUCUUCCAGACGCUCCCGCCCCAAAACUUGUUAGAGAUGCAGAUUCUCGGACUCCGCCUCAGAUCUAGUGAAUCUGAAGCGCUGUGGGUGCAACCGAAAUUUGAAUUUGCCAGGUCCAUUGCGGCUGAGAACGCACACUGGCUGCUUCCUAAAGCCGAAGGGCAUUGAGGCGACCCCUGAACUUGACAUGGGAGGGUUGUAAGGGGAGGUGAGGAAGGCACAAAUGCUGGGAACAUCCUUCCCCGUCCCCAUACUUGCCUCCCUCCCAAGCCGUGCGCAACACCGGCUCUAGGUGGACACCUCCACUCUAUUACCGGGUGAAGGCCGAGGAUGCCGCGGCCCGCCCCCGGAGUCAGCUCCGCGCUUGUCUCUCUGCGCUUUGCUUCGGUUUCUAGUAGCGCCUGGCUGUGCUUUGCUCAAGCUGAGAAACAGCCGGCCGGGUCCCCGAGUCCUUCUCCGAGUGCUUUAACAGAUGGAGAAGAGAGUCAAGGCGCGUGCGUUCCUCGCCCUCUUCUCCCAGGUGCGCUAGGCUGGCCGACGCGAGAGGAAGGGAAGGGUGUGUGUGUAUGUGUGUGUGCGUGCGUGUGUGUGUGUAGCAGAGGCGUGGGUGGAGGAGGCUGGAGCUCGACUGUGACUCCCUACAGUAGUGAUAAGACUAGUGAUAAUUCCCCCUUCCUGUUCCAGCCCCUUUCUUUGCAUUUCCCCUUUCUUACCCCUGCGGCCACCUGAAAACGCUACAAGACUUUUAGGCUCUAGGGGUACUCAGCUCGCUUCACUGGAGAAAGGCCAGCAGCCAGUUACCCAGCCUCCCGCUUGUGGCACCCCUCUGCGGAGCCAGCUGCCCAGCGCGGAGCGUCGUAAAAU
Messenger RNA from Hipposideros armiger (great roundleaf bat), 2047 nucleotides. RefSeq names its product neuropeptides B and W receptor 1 (gene NPBWR1). Lineage: Eukaryota; Metazoa; Chordata; Mammalia; Chiroptera; Hipposideridae. The record is from RefSeq and is a predicted model, not a curated record. Bases 116 to 1108 code for a protein of 330 amino acids. The transcript has a single exon. Gene Ontology annotation, cellular component: neuron projection; plasma membrane. Gene Ontology annotation, biological process: neuropeptide signaling pathway. Gene Ontology annotation, molecular function: neuropeptide binding; neuropeptide receptor activity.